This is a messenger RNA of Nasonia vitripennis (jewel wasp), 2503 nucleotides long. RefSeq names its product probable methyltransferase-like protein 15 homolog. Bases 1181 to 2287 code for a protein of 368 amino acids. The transcript has 4 exons. Gene Ontology annotation, molecular function: rRNA (cytosine-N4-)-methyltransferase activity. Gene Ontology annotation, biological process: rRNA base methylation. The record is from RefSeq and is a predicted model, not a curated record. NCBI's taxonomy places the organism in Eukaryota, Metazoa, Arthropoda, Insecta, Hymenoptera, Pteromalidae.
GUCAGUCAUCUUUCACCAGCUUGAAAAUGUUUUUCUCAUUGGUUAUUGCUUGCAUAGCACUUUCCAUCGUUUCUUGUGAAGCUGCUACUCUUGAUUAUUCAAACAUUACUCCAUGGUCAGUUAUGUAUGCAGUGUAUCCAGUCUACAACUCUGAAUCCUGGGUAGAUGUUUGGAAAAAUGAAAGAUCUCUUGAUAUUUCUGAUAAUACAAUCAAUUUUGAAGCAAAUGAUAACCACAGAUCUGCAUUAUCAAGUAUGCACAAAGAUGGAUUAGACAAUAAUGGUUCUCAACAAAAUAGUCAUUCUAACAUCAAAGAUAACCAACAUUCAAAUUCUGAUCAGCAAAGUCAAACUCAUCUUUGGCCUCUCAACUAUAAAAAUUGGCCAAAAAAUUCGAACAAAGCAAAUCAUUAAUUAUGCUGAUAAUAUUAUACAUACAUUCUAUAACACUCAAACUAUUUUAUUCUUAGAUGUAUAUCUGUAGUUACAUCUAGAAAGACAUUUUUAAUCUUAUAUUUAGCUUUGUAAAACUAAAAGAUUAUUCAAUAAAUUAGACAAUUAGGAUAUUUACGCAUUUAAGAACGCAGUUUAUCAAUUUUGUUAUUUCCCUCCUUCAUGGUAAAUCGCUUGUCGGUACAUAUAUAGAUCUAAGUUUGGUACUGCAGAGUGCUUUACUAUAUACACGCAUACACGGUGUUUCGAUAUAUAGUUAUUUCCGCUAAUGGAGCCUGCAGUUAUUUGCCCAGUAGUUUUAAUUUAUAAUGGCAAAUUUGUAUAAGGGGUAUAUGAGAUUACUUGAAAAAUGGCCACUAGAUAAAGCUAAAGUGAAUGACCUUGGACAGCACAUUCGAGAUCAAGUUAAAAUUGCAUUUGCAAAGGGUGAAAGUAGUAAAAUAGAAGACAAGGAGAAGUGUCAACGUAAUUUAGAAAGUUUGGAAAAGUUAGCCUCCAAUUAUUACGCUAAAAAAUAUCCAAGUAAUGUAAAAACAACUGCAACAGGUAUGACAGUCGAGCAAUGCAGUCAAGCUCUAAGUCAGGAGUUCUUAAAUUAUGUAGAAAAACAAAAAUUAUCAGGAUUCGGGAAAUUUAAACAAAGAUUAAAGUUCACAUUUAUGAAAUAUUCGCAAAAGGAAUAGUAGUUGUAGCUGUGUGUUGCUAAUUGAUUAAGUAAAGAAAGAAACAUGCAUUUUCUAAAAGUUUUGAGGUAUCUUAGAAUAUCUAAGAGAUUUUAUAGUGUUCAAAAUGUUGAUUAUAUAAACUGUGAACAUAACGAGUUACCAUAUAAACACCAACCACAUACUCCAGUAAUGCUCAAGGAGACUAUAGAAUACUUAAAGCUGUCACCAGGUGAUACAAUUGUUGAUAUGACAUUUGGUGCCGGUGGUCAUUCAAGGAAGAUUUUAGAAUCUGUACCACAUGUGACAAUUUUUGCACUAGAUCGAGAUGAAGUAGCCCACAAUUAUGCUAAAGAACUGGCAGAAAAAUAUCCAGGUCAAGUAAUACCAUUACUGGGAAGAUUCUCAGAGCUUCCACAACUACUUGGUAAAUAUAAAGUGAAAGAGAACAGCAUAGAUGGUUUUCUCUUUGAUUUUGGUUGCUCAUCCAUGCAAUUCGAUAGACCUGAAAGAGGAUUUAUGAUUUCCAAAAAUGGACCUUUGGACAUGCGAAUGGAUGGUUUUAGGUGUCCUGAAGAGCCAACAGCAGCAGAUGUCCUUGCAAGAGCAGACGAAAGAGAUCUGUAUCACAUUCUAAAGUAUUAUGGAGAAGAAAAAAGAGCAAAAAAAAUUGCAAGAGCCAUUAUAGAAGCAAGAUACACUUUUAGAAGUUUAAGAACAACGCAGGAAUUAGCAAAAUUAAUCGAAUCUUUAUUUCCCAGUGAUAUCAACACAGAUCAGAUUGGUAGAUUUCAGCACAGUGCCACAAAAACUUUCCAAGCUUUACGAAUUUUUGUAAAUAACGAAUUGAACGAAAUCAAUCAUGGCAUAGUAAUAGCGGAGAAGCUACUAAAGAUCAACGGUCGCAUGAUUACGAUUUCUUUUCAUUCACUAGAAGAUACCAUUGUGAAACGACAUCUUUCUGGAAAUGUCACGGACAGCGUUGCUAAUCAGCUGCCACUGAGGUACAGAAAUUACGGCAAGGUUUGGACGUGCAAGGAAGACAUUAUGGAACUUACGGAAUCUCCCUGGAUGAUGUUGCACAAACAUAUUUUAAGUCCGACGGACGAAGAAGUCUACUACAAUCCUAGAUCAAGAUCAGCCAAAUUUCGAGCUAUCGCCAAAAUCAAGUAAUUUCUCGCGAGUUCAAAAUAAGCAAAUCGGCAUUCUUGAUUUGGUGAUAAAAAAAAACGACCAGUUUCAAAAAUGUAAUAGAUAUAUAAUUAUAUUGCAACAAUACAAAAUUAAAAGAAAUCAUGAGUUGUGUAUGAUAGAAUCAUUGUAUGAAAAAUGAUGUAUAACAAGGAAUGCUUAUUAUGUAAAUAUACACGUAGUGUUCUUCAACAAUUA